Molecule: messenger RNA, 2808 nt
Organism: Heterocephalus glaber (naked mole-rat)
Lineage: Eukaryota; Metazoa; Chordata; Mammalia; Rodentia; Bathyergidae
Gene: Caps
Product: calcyphosine
Cellular component (GO): vesicle
Molecular function (GO): calcium ion binding
Source: RefSeq, a predicted model, not a curated record
CCGUGGGGGUGCCUAGAGAGGCAAAAUAAUUCUCCAGGUCUGGGGGUCUAGGGCUGCUUGGUUUUGUAGGGUGACUGUUGAAAUUUUUUUUCUUUUUGAGACAGGGUCUUGCUAUGUAUUUCAGCCUGGCCUUGAACUUAUGGGGAUCCUCCUACCUCAGCCGCCUAAGUGCUGAGAUUACAGGCAUGUGGCACCACGCCCGGCUUGUUUAUUUUUUGCAGUACUGGGGAUGGAGCCUAGCACUUCACACAUGCUAGGCAAGCACUUAGCACUGAGCUACACACACAGCCCAGCAGUCAGUUUCAAAAGAGCCGGGCCUGGCCGGAGACUGAGACAGGAGGAUCACUAGUAUUAGUCCAGCCUGGGCAACUUAGUGAGACCUUGUGUCAAAAAAUACACAAAAAGGCUGGGGAUGCAGCUCGGUGUGAAGGUUCCUAGGUUUCAUCCCCAGUGCCGCAAAUGAAACAAAAACUGUGACUGUAUUUUAUAUUAUUUCAUCUUUUUAUCUUGGUGGGAAUCAAAUCAGGGCUUCACACAUGCUAGGGAAGUGCUCUACCACUGAGCCAAAGCCCUAGCCAUAGUUUACAUUUUUCCGUAGAAAAAGAAAAACGGACGCCUUUGACACUGGUUACAGAACCACAGUGGGGCCUGCCUGGGGUGCAGCUCAGUGGUGAGAGCUUGCCUGGCCCUCGGGAGGCCCUGGGUUCUCUCCUUGCACCACAAACAAAACAAAGCAAAACACAAAACCAAACAAUGAAGUAUUUCUCUGCCGGCUCCAAGAAUGUUGGGUUGCUGUAUGCCCUUGGAAUGCGCGCAGUUAAAUGUCACUGGAGUUUCUCAGAACCUGUGGACUCCUGGCGCCGGCUUGCUCGUGAUCUUGGGGCUGAUCUCCGACCGCACAUUUCCAAAGGCCUUCGUUGCCCCUGGCUUCUCCCCAGACAGGCCCUGGAGCAUGUCUCCAAGUGAGCCGGGGCCUGGUUUGAAGUCCUGGAAGAUGCUUUAUGUCCCGCCUCUCCGCCAAAGGCCUUCGUGAUGACCGCCUUGCUUUCUCCCGGCUAUAUCAGGGUUCAGGCCUGUUUCUCCACUCAGAGCCCGGCAAGCAAUGUUUGAGGGCUGAAAAGCAAUCAACAAAAGAUUUGUAAUGACAAAAACACUGUGACUGGCUCCUAAGUCUACUGGAAACAGCUUUGUCGCAGUGAAUGUCCCUCUGUCUCUUUUUUUUGGGUACACGGGGGAUCAAACUUGGGACCUUGCACUUUCAAGGCAGGUGCCGGAACCAGAGCUAAAUCCCCAGCCCUGUCCCUCUCUUGAAACUGGCUGGGUCCUGGGUUGGCAUUCGUGGGCUCAUGACAACCUCCCUCCCACUGCACAUGGGUCUGAGUUGGGUGUCCUGGGGGGGUGCCAGGACCUGGGCUGCCUGAGCCCUUCUGAGCUGCUGCCCCAUGAAGCACAGAGAGGGAAAGGCACCUGCCCUGGGUGGCAGCAGUAGAGCAGUGAGCUGCCUCCAGGAGGCUGCUGGCCCUGCGGGGGCUGUAACUCCCCUCCAGGCUACAAGGCAGCCUAGACCAGGCUCCACCCCAGGCCUGUGAGUGGGAGGGAGUAAGCAGAUCCCUCUCAGCCCUGGCACAGGGAGAGUUAAACUGGGAGCCUCCCAGUCUCUGAGGCUGCCUCCCUUAGCAACCAUCUCAGUGGCAACAGGACACAAAGCUAAGGUGGGGCAGAGUAUGUGGGACCAGGGAGCAGACGCAGGCCAGCUGGACAGCAUGGACGCCGUGGACGCCACCAUGGAGAAGCUGCGGGCGCAGUGUCUGGCGCGGGGGCCCUCAGGCAUCCAGAGCCUGGCCAGGUUCUUCCGCCGCCUGGACCGGGAUGGGAGCCGGUCCCUGGACGCAGUGGAGCUGCAGCGGGGCCUGGCUGAGCUGGGGCUGGUUCUGGAGCUGGCAGAGGCGGAGGCCAUGUGCAGGCGCUGGGACCUUGAUGGCAGUGGGACGCUGGACCUGCAGGAGUUUCUGCGGGCACUGCGGCCCCCCAUGUCCCAGGCCCGGGAGGCCAUCAUUGCGGCCGCCUUUGCCAAGCUGGACCGCAGCGGGGACAGCGUGGUGACUGUGGACGACCUCCGUGGGGUGUACAGCGGCCGCAGCCACCCCAAGGUGUGCAGUGGGGAGUGGACAGAGGAGGAGGUGCUGCAGCGCUUCCUCGACAACUUUGACGCCCGUGACAAAGAUGGGCAGGUCACCCUGGAGGAGUUCCAGGACUACUACAGCGGGCUCAGUGCCUCCGUGGACACAGACGAGGAGUUCGUGGCCAUGGUGACCAGCGCCUGGCAGCUCUGAGAAGCAUGCCCAAGAGGCCCCCAGGUCCCUCCUCACCUGGCUGCGUGACCCCGAGCAGAGCCCAAAGGUGACACAGCAGGAAGGGGGGCUGGGCAGCAGAGCAGAAGAACCGGCCAGACCAGGACUCCUGUUGGGCCCCCGGCUAGCGGUCACUGGGUCAGGACCCCAGGGACAGUGGUGCUGCCCUCCUCUCCCAGCCCAUGGCCCCCGAAGCCAGGUAGAGGGGCAGGUCUGGGCAGAGGCCACGUGGGCCGGGCUGGGGGGUCCAUCUGGACAACUGCCCGGGCAUAGGCUCCCAGGGUGAGGCCCAGACUUCUUGGGGACCUCGCCUUGGGAGGCGGAGAUGGUCCUGGCCAGGCUGUUGGCUUCCUGAGGCCCCUGGGGCAUGCAGGAGGCCAGGAUUUUAGUUAAAAGUUUUAAUGUAGUUCCCAAAUACAUUUCAUAUGACAAUCUUACAUAAAUGUUCCAAAACACA